AUGGAUUCACAGGAGGGCAGAUCAGAUGAUGCUGAAAAGGAACAUGCGGCUAAAAAGUUACUGGUGGAAAGCUGUGAGAAAGAAGGACUGGAUGCAGAAUACUGGCUCCCAAAACUUUUGGAGAUACUGGGGGUUAAGUCCAGAGAAGCUCUGAAACAUCUGCAAUAUGAAGACUACCUUAAGCUGGAAUGUGAAGUACAGUAUCCCUGGGAGAAAAAGGCGCUCCAACAACUGCUGGAAAUAACAGACAAGAAGACAACUGUUGAGGAGCUGCAGAAGCAGCGCCUGGAGAUGACAAAACAGAGGCAAGAAGCAGCCAAGUUAGCCCUGACGGAGUUGAAAGAAAUGCAGAAAAGCAGCAGCCACAGCAAGGAAUGUAUAAGAAAGAAAGAGGAGGUGCUCUGGAAAGCCUUGGACAUUCCUCAAGAGCUCUGGACACUACCUGAGAAGACAUUAGUGGAGGGGUUGGAGAGGAUACAAAAGCAACUGGAACAGCAGGAGGAAUCAGUGGGUAGGAGUGAGAAUGUCUCCGAUAAGGAAGUCCUGAGGCGAGCAUCAGGGGGACUGGCUCUGCAGGGCAUUUACAGAACUAACAGCCUUGCAGACAUGCUGGCAAAGCGAGAGCAGCUCAUCAACAUUCCUGAUGGAUUCAAGCUCACUGGUCCAGAACAAGGGUCACUGCUUGAGAAGAAAGAGUUUUCAUCCUCUUCAGCAGAAGCCACUUUUACCAAGUCCAUGGAGCAGCUGGGGUUCAGCCUCAGCAUUGCAGCCAAAGCCGGGUUCUGGGGUUCUAGUGUUGAAGGUGGUGUAGAUUACAGCAGCUCCUCACAGUCAGAGCAAACUCACCAGUCAUGCUCCGAGCAGGCAUACCUUUGCACCACUAAGUACCAGUACAUCCCUCUGGCCUCCUGCUACUUCCAGAAGCAUCAGCUUCACCUCUCGGAUGCGGCCCUGCAGGAGCUGCAAGACAUUGAGCAACUUCUGAGCAUCACUGAGGAAGCAAACAGGAUCGACAUGCUGAAAAGCAGGUGUGGGAGCUUCUUCAGGAGAUUUGGGUCCCACGUAAACCAGGGCCCCCUACACUUUGGGGGAAUAUUCUGGUGGAAAGCAUCUACAGAAGGGUUCAGGGCUGAGCAGCAGGAAGAGAUGAAAAGACAAGCAUCUGAAGCACUGAAUGGCUACAUACAGGCCAGCUAUAGUGGCCUUUGUGUCAGUGCAGGAUUGAGCGCUGAUAUUUCAAAAUACAGUUCUGAGGCAUCAUUUCAGGGAAGAGAUGGAAGAGAUGCACAGAAAACAAUUCAGCUAUUUGUGACCAAAACAGGAGGCCCAUCAGAAGUGGAUUCCUUUGCUCAGUGGAAAUCUGGGAUAGUAACUAGUAACACAACUUGGUGUAUUAUUGACCGAGGCUUUCAUUUGAUCCCAGUGUGGGAUGUAGUCCUGUCUAACCACAGCAACGAUUUUAAAUCUGCUCAUCGAAUGAGUAGCAACCUCCGGGCUGCAUAUGAAGCUCUAACUAAUCACAAGGUCAGCAUGCUGUUUGGAGAGGAACUAGUCAGUGCAAUGGAAGAGACCAGAGCUUUCCUAGAGGCAGUGAAGGCCUGGGAGGCCACAGUGGAUGAAAACAAAUUACUCAUGCUGAUAGAUUUCAAACAGAAUCUGAAUGAAAAAACAAAAAAUCAUAGUGUCUGGAUCAAUGCGUGCCUGUCAGACAAAGCACUGCAGGAGUUUCUGGUAAAUACCGUUUUGUCUUGCCAGAAGUCACCUUCGGAAAAUACCUCGUAUAUCAAAUCUCUGCUGAGAUGCCUGCUGGAUCCUCAUGUGUAUUCUGUUAAGGAUUUUCCUAGGACUUCUUUUAUUAUGCAAUGGAUCUUUCACACUGAGCGCACAAUUCCUGAAACUCCCAAUAUUUCUGAUUUUGAAGAUCUCAGUAAGACACUGCUGCAAAUGAAAGAUUACAUCCAGGAAGUUACCUAUGCACCAGCAGCCUCUGCAUCUGCUAUUCAUGAAGCAAAGAUAAAAGCCACUCUGACCAUAAGCCUAUCUGUUUAUUCCUUACUCCAGUUUCUCCAAGACAGGGGGCAGAAAGACAUAGAACUGUUAGUGAUUUUAGUUAUGACUAGCACAGGAUACCAAGUGGAAAGCAACACUUUCCAGUACCUCCUCGGAUGUCCAGAAAUUAAUUACAUUAUAAAGGAAAUGCAAACAGCACAUAAAGAAUAUCUGAGUCUCAAAGACCAGGAUGUUUACAGAGCUCAGGCCUUCCUGCUGCUGACGGGUCUAACUGUAACACCCAAAUAUAAAGAGCUAUCUUUUGAGCAGAAGCAUGACCGUUUAGUUGUCAUGAAAGAUCAAAUGAAAAAUUCAUGGUCCACAGAGAUAAAAACUCUCCUUGAAAAGCACAAUGCAAACAAAGACUGGGAGAUGCUGGAAAAAGACUUGCAUUCUUUUAUCAGUGGAUGCUUGGAUGACACAUUAGAUGAUCUGAAAAAACACAAUAUAAUCAAAGACAUGGAAGACACUUUUCAAGGAAUAAAACCUUCUAGUCAAUCUAUAUCAAAAUCUGAGCAGAAAUCUUGCAGUGAAUCCAAAAUAAAUGAAGUAUCUGCAACCCUGGAGUUCCUCAAUUUACUCAGGUGCCUUGGAUUAGAAAGUUACUAUCCAAGAAAAAUGGGGACAGAAGAUUUCCACCUAAUACACAAGAUAUCUUUACAUGACAGCCAGCCCAGCAAGGACAAUGAACUACCAUUUUAUUUCUUGCAAAAGCUAUUAAUGGUGGAUUAUCAGGUGAGAUACCUAGUUUGCAAAGAUGGAAGUAACCAGGAAGUAACACAAAAAAAAAUCCCAGAAAAUGAGCACGAACCCUCUGACACCUUUGAUGAUUUUUUCACUGAUUUUGGUGAAGGAUCCACUGAGUCUGCAAACAGAGAAAGUCAUGUGCACCCCAUGGACCUCCAGAUGGCAAUUUUUCAUUGUGCUGAUGAUUUCAUGAGACAGUACAUUUCAACAAAGCUCGCUUUUUGCCAGUUUGCGCUUCCCCUCCUAGUACCAAAUCCAUGCACCUCACAGAUAGAGUUCCCUCUCUGGUCCCUCAGCCAAAUUAAAAAGAGCUGGAAAGGGACGGAAAAGUUGGGAAAGCAGACCACAAUUAAGAAUCACAAAACCAAACUGAUUUACCAGGCAGACACACCCAUUGUGUCCUUCAUACGGAUUGGGAGUUCUCCUUCCUCUUCCAAGUCGCAGAUCCUGAAUGCUCUGCUGAAUAAACACAAACACGACACUUUCUUCCAUCGACACUGCAAAGGCAGCACCAAAGACUGUCUUCUGAUGAAAGGUGUUGUGGAGAUCUCUUGGUACUGUCCCAGUGGAAGAAAUGAUGACACUUUUGACUGCUGUGUUGCUUUCUGUAAUCUGCAUGGAGAUGCAAAAGACCAUGAUCCACAAUUGCAGUUUUUACAGGAGAUAUCUUCUGUGAAUGUGGUUCUCUUAUCUGAGUCUGAUCAGAGUGACAAGAAAGGCAUGAAAAUUUUACGUGACCUGUGGCAGUCUCAAAAGCCUUUUAUUUGUCUUUUAACUGAGAAAGAGAAUGUUGCACCUAGCCGAUCUAGUCAGAACAUAAAAAUAGGCAUCAAGAACAGAAAUGAAGCAGAAUUAAUAGGUGAACUGAUAAAAACAAUCAGAGACCUACUAGCAGGGUCAAACAACCUUUUAAGUCUUGAUGCCUGUCAGGACAUAGCUCGCCAGUAUGGAUUCAUUAUUGAUGAAGAUGCAGAAGAGUGUGUGACAGCCAAAGCAAAGGCGAAGACAUUGGUGCAACUCUUGAAAAAAGAGAAAUUGUCUGAGAUUAAAUCACAGCUAUUGCCCCUUCAAGGAAAACUAUGGUACACAUGGUGUACAAAGGACAAAGAGCUCACCCGUUUGCAGGAAAAAAGGAACAAGAGCAUAGAACAUCAUCGGAGCCAAAUUCAGUCAGAGAAGUCUGCAAUACGAAGAAAGCAACUGGAUAGAGCGUUCCCCCUCAAUCAGUUGAUGAAAUCAGUCCUUAGCUUUCUCCAGUCAGAGUCAGAAGAUACCAAGAAAUACUUCCUGCAAUGGAUGAAGGUCUUUAUGGAUGACUUGACCUCUGACCGUCUUGAGGAACUUAAGAAAGCAUAUCAUCAGUUAUGGCAUCAAAUCCUGGCAACAAAGAAAAGUAAUGAACAAAACAAUCUGAAAACUCUAUUGAUGAAUAAGUUAGAAGCGCUCUCAAAUGAAAUCAAUGAUUCAUCCAUUGGUCUUGAGCACAUUUUGAGAGAGGUAGGGCAGAUUCAUGAAGCUCUAAACUCAAUGAACUCAAAAGAUGAGUGUUUUUACAAACUACCUGAAAUUGCAGCUGAUCUGAUGGUUUCAGGGUAUCCAAUUGAACUGAUGGAUGGUGAUGCUUCCUAUGUACCAUUACAAUGGAUCGGGGCAAUCUUUGACAAAUUAAUUGAAAAGCUAGGGGACAAAAGAGUGUACGUUCUUUCAGUGCUUGGCAUCCAGAGCACAGGGAAGUCAACCCUGCUCAAUGCCAUGUUUGGUCUUCAGUUUAAUGUCAGUGCGGGGAGGUGCACCCGCGGAGCGUUUAUGCAGUUGCUUAAGGUGGAUGAGAAACUCCAACAGGAUGUGAACUUUGAUUACAUGCUGAUCGUUGACACAGAAGGACUUCGUGCCAUAGAGGUGGCCAAUAAACAGUCACUUAAUCAUGACAAUGAGCUAGCCACCUUUGUCAUUGGCAUCGGCAACAUGACUCUGAUCAAUAUCUUUGGAGAAAAUCCUUCAGAAAUGCAAGAUGUCCUGCAGAUAGCUGUGCAGGCUUUUCUGCGGAUGAAGCAAGUCAAUCUCUCCCCAAGCUGCUUGUUUGUGCACCAAAACGUUGGAGAAAUAACUGCAAAGGAGCAAAACAUGGAAGGACAAAGACGCCUGCAGGAAAAGCUGGACAAAAUGACACUGACAGCUGCCCAGCAGGAAUUCUGUGAUGCCACCUGCUUCAGCGAUGUCAUCCGCUUUGACGUGAACACCCACAUUCAUUACUUUGCUCACCUCUGGGAAGGAAACCCACCAAUGGCACCACCUAACCCCACUUACAGCCAAAACGUGCAAGAGUUAAAGAGUAAAAUUCUCCAAGCUGCCAAGAAGGAAUCACAGGGCAGUAUAUUAAGGCUCUCGAGCUUGAAAGUUCGUAUUAGUGACUUGUGGAAUGCCUUGCUAAAUGAAAAUUUUGUUUUUAGCUUCAAGAAUUCUGUGGAAAUUGCCACAUACAAGAAACUGGAAACAGUAUUUAGCCAGUGGACCUGGCAGCUGAGAAGUCACAUCCUGGAUUUGCAAAUGAAACUGGACAAUCGAAUUCGGAAUGGGGAAUUGCAGAGGAUCACCACAGAACACCUUGAAAAACCAGCAGGAAAGAAAAAUGCCGCCAUCAUGAAAGAAUUGGAACAGUAUUUCAGUGAAGACAAAGACUGUGAGAUACUUGUUCAGUGGAAAUCCAACAUUGAAUUGAAGCUGAAGGAACUGAAAGAGUCACUUCUUGCUGAAACUAGAAGGAAAUGUGAAAAACUUAUUGAAUUAAAGAAGAAUCAGGGUAUACUGGAUGAAAGGAAGUCACAAUAUGAAAACGAGCUCCUGAAAAGGAGCAGGGAGAUGGCUUUAUCUUUAAAAGGCCAGGAAUUAAGUGAAAAAGAACUGAGAAAGAAUUUUGAUGCUCUCUGGCUCGUCUGGGUUACUGAAGUAUCCUCUGCUGCUCCACCUCCAGAAAAGAUUAAUAUUGAUGUUGAUAUGGAAGAUGUCCUUCUAGAACAUUUUAAGGAGCCUAAUGUAGCAGCAAGAAUCAAGGUAUUUUCCAAAAAGCACACAUUUUCUGUUGACUUGCAGAAACAUGUCAUUAAGAAAAAAACUUGGGGCAUCUUGCCUACCAGUCUAGAUGAUGCUGAGGUAAGCCACAUAUAUCGCAUUACAGAUAACAUUAUGGCAUGUGUGAAGGCAAAUAUUGAUAAGAAAGAGAAGGACAAAAUGGAUUACAGUCGAAGUUUUAUUCAUGAAAUACUGAAUGAAGUACAGAACGGUAUAAAUUCUGUCCCUAGCAAUGCAAAAUAUAGUUUUAAUAAAGAUUACAGAAUAGAUUUUUCUCUGUAUCUGUGCAGAAUGGCAGCAGAAAGGUUUAAAGAGAUGCAUGAAGCAUUCAAAAAAGCAAAUGAUCCAGCCAUCUACCUAGAAAGUAAGAGAGAAGAUUUCUUUAAAUGUUUCCAGAUUUCCUGUCAAGGAGCAACUUCUAUCACAACAUUUGCUGAUUUUUUGUGCAAUAAGAUUUCUCCAGCUCUUUGCCAGGCAAUCUAUGAGAAGACAGCUCUUUCCAUAGCUCAAGACAUGAUGGUUAAAGUCCCAGAUUUUCGUAACAAUAGGUGUCAUCUGGAGCUUUGCAUAUUGAAAUACCUGGCACAAGAGGAAAAUUUUGAGAAAUUCCAGCACUACUUUUAUUUCCCAAAAGAUUUUUUUGAGGAGUAUGUGAAGAAACGUGUUGAUGAGUACUGUUUAGAUAAGAAUAGGAGGCUGGAGAUGUUCUUAAAUGACUCUCUUACUCAUUACUAUGAAAACAUUCAGUCAGCUGUUUUUACAUCAACCAGAGUUGUCAAAGAUAGAAAGAACAGAAAUGACAAAAUCUUUCUUUGGCUGGAUGAAUUCUGCAGCACACUUAGAGAGGUGCUAAACUUGCCUAGAAAGGACCUGAAAGGCAUUGAACAUCUCAGGAUAACAGACAUAGAGUUCCUGAAUAAUGCCAUGAUAGAAAAAUUGGCUCUCCUGCAAGAUGAACUUAAGCAAGGGUUUGCUAAUGCUGAUAUGAGCUCAUUUGAAAGGCAGCCACACGCAAUACUGGCUGAGCAGUUUGCAGGGUGCUGGGAGCAGUGUCCCUUUUGCGGGUCUGUUUGCACAAACACUUUGUCUAAACAUGAUGGAGACCAUCAGCUUGCUUUCCAUCGUCCUCAGGCUUUGACAGGGCGGUAUUGGCAUAAAACAAACAAUCUAGUUAUUGACAUUUGUACUAGUAGUGUUGCAAGUGAUUGUACAUUUAGGAUUGGUGAAGACACGUGGAUUCCUUACAAAAAAUACUGGGAUGCGGGGCAUCCUUAUUCUACUUGGAAAAUUCUACCUGAUUCAUCUAUGCAAUUGUACUGGAAAUGGUUUGUGUGUCAUUUCAGGACACAGCUAGAACACCACCACAACAGGAAAUUUCAAGGCAGAGGAGAAAUACCUUAUCAAUGGAAGAAAGUUACAAAGCAGGAAGCACUCUCUGAAUUGGACAAAUUUUAGGCUAAGUUGAUAUGAAGGAAGAACUGCAAGUACUCUGCGUUUUAGAUUAAUGUAAUACAUGUAUAUCCACAAAAUAUUAUUAUGAUCUCAAGCCAUGAAAAGAAAACUAACUGCUCAGAGAUUUAGGUGAAACAAGGGGUGCUACUCCUGCCCCUUCUUCCUGCUCAGUUCCAUUGCUUCCUGACAAGGUUUUCUUCCCUUCUUUCCACAAACAUUGAAUUCAGUUUUGUGCUAGAGCAAAAAGAAAAGCAUUACUGCAACAAGCAGUCAUAUGGCCAAGAUCAAGUACUAGAUGAAGAGUAAAGACGACAUUAAGAAGUGCCAAUCUUAUCAGUUGUUAUGAGAAAAUGGUACCGCCAAAAAAUAGCUUCCUUGCAGCACAUACUUGUUCCACUUAGAGAGAACUGUGGUAUCUGAGAGCAGUUCAACAGCUGUGGGGACCUGUGAUAUUUUGUCUGGAGAUUACUGUUCAUUUAUAUAUAAUCAAGUAACUUUCUGUCUUUGAAGUUGCUAAAGCAGUUAGUAUCUGUGUGGACUGAGUGAUUUAACUCAUGUAACUAGGUGUAUUUCAUGUGUUAAGGUGUAUCCAGCCUUCCACGUCCCAUUCCUACUCAGGUGCCUGGGCCCAGCUAAAUUUCCUCUGGCUCUUAGCCAAGCCAACUGCUUUUGUGAUUUUCUAGUCAUGAAGAGCCAAUUUCAAGAAUGAUACCUUUUGCAGCUUCAGCAGCAAUUGUCAGUGUGCGAUCUUAGUUUUUCUGCUAUCAAUACAGGCAGUUGUGAAUUGUGUAAUGCUAUAGAGAAUGUGCAACUGUCUCAGAUUAUACCAGUGAGCAAGGAGAUAGAUGGGUAGGCGAGUGUGGACUGUCUGCUCCACAGUUCCCACAACACAUCUGGAACUCCAAGGACCUGACACUCCUGCAGUUGGCCAAGUGUGGUGAUUUGCUAUAAUCCCUUGUAGUCUUUGAUA
Molecule: messenger RNA, 8287 nt
Organism: Rhea pennata
Lineage: Eukaryota; Metazoa; Chordata; Aves; Rheiformes; Rheidae
Product: interferon-induced very large GTPase 1-like
Exons: 1
Coding region: 1-7320 (2439 amino acids)
Molecular function (GO): GTP binding
Source: RefSeq, a predicted model, not a curated record